GUUCAUAAACAAACAACAUAAAAGCAUAAACCAAAAGGAUAGAAAAAUUUAUAAAAUUUCACGUAUUUAUUUUAUAAAAGUCGCUGGAAAUGCGAUGGUACAUUAAAUAUCUCAUAUUAUCAUUGAUAUUUGUAAUAAUUUAUGUUUCAAUUUAUCAAUAUUAUGAUAAAUAUUUCGAUGUUAAGAAAUCUAAAACCUCAAAUUCAUCAGAAUUAAUUAUAUCAGUUGUUGUUUGUGGAAUAAGUCGAAUUGAAGAAGUUUUAGCAAUUAUUAAGUCAGCUUUAAUAUUCUCAACACCAAAGGAUCGAAUUAAGUUUAUUAUUGUGACAGAAAAUGAUUUGUUGGAACUUCUCCAAGAGAAACUCGAAACAUAUCAGAAUCAAAGACAUUUCCUUUUCGACUUGCGGGAAAUUAAAUUUCCGGGUGAGGACCAAGAACUAUGGAGAAAGCUGUUCAAGCCUUGUGCUUCACAAAGACUGUUCUUGCCAUCAGUGUUGAGUGAUGUUGACGCUACGAUCCUUUACCUUGACUCAGACACUUUAUUCUUGUCACCACCACAAGAAAUCUUUGAUUACCUUCGUCACUUUAACUCGUCACAAAUUGCAGCAAUGACACCUGAAUCUGAACAUAAGAAUGUUGCUUGGUAUCCAAGAUUUUCAUCUCAUCCUUUCUAUGGCGAGUGUGGAGUUAACUCAGGUGUUAUGUUAAUGGAUUUAACAAAGAUGAGAAGUCUUAAAUGGGAACAAGAAAUGCUUCGAUUGUAUGAGAAAUAUCGACUAAAUUUGGUGUUUGGUGAUCAAGAUUUAAUCAACAUUUAUUUUUCACAACAUCCCGAACAGCUUUUCAUUCUUCCAUGUGCAUUCAACUACAGACCAGAUCAUUGCAUGUAUGUAUCAAUGUGCCCAGUUGAAGAUGGAAUAAAACUUCUUCAUGGCAAUCGAGGAUAUUUCCAUAAGACAGAGAAUCAACCAAUUUUUAAUCAACUCUAUGAAUCCAUUCAAAAGCAUCAAUUUCAUUCAAAUCCAUGUCGAAUCAUCAAAGAAGUUGAAUAUCAAAUACAGGGAACAAAUUCAUCGAAAUGUAGUAAAUUAAGUGACAAAUUUCUUCAAACACCGAAGAGGAUUCUCAAGCGAAACUGUGAGACUGACGAUUACAGAUUUGAUCAAUAA
Clunio marinus is the source of this 1169-nucleotide messenger RNA. NCBI's taxonomy places the organism in Eukaryota, Metazoa, Arthropoda, Insecta, Diptera, Chironomidae. The record is from the annotation of a GenBank genome assembly.